AUGUCGAUGAUUGCCCGCCGUGCUGCCCUGCGCGCACUGCCCCGUGCCCGCGGAUAUGCCAACACCACCGCUGACCUGAUGACGACGAACUGGGCGGAUAAGCAGGCUGCCCUCAGGUCGCAUGCGGCUGAGACCGCCGCCCUCUGGCGCAGGAUCAGCUUCUUCUUCUGCCUUCCAGCCAUCGCUGUGACCGCGCUCUGGGUACACAAGGUCGAGACGGAGCAUGCUGAACAUCAGGAGCACAUCCGAGCAGAGCACGGUGGCGAACUCCCCGAGACUCCCAAUUACGAGUAUUUGAACAAGCGUUCCUCCGGUCCUUACCCCUGGGGCAUGAACUCGCUCUUCUUCAACCCGAAGGUCAACAAGGACCUGACGAAGACAGACGAGUAA
This is a messenger RNA of Postia placenta MAD-698-R-SB12, 390 nucleotides long. RefSeq lists its product as hypothetical. The record is from RefSeq and is a predicted model, not a curated record. Lineage: Eukaryota; Fungi; Basidiomycota; Agaricomycetes; Polyporales; Adustoporiaceae. Gene Ontology annotation, biological process: mitochondrial electron transport, cytochrome c to oxygen. The coding region runs from base 1 to 390 and encodes 129 amino acids. Gene Ontology annotation, molecular function: enzyme regulator activity. The transcript is spliced from 6 exons. Gene Ontology annotation, cellular component: mitochondrial inner membrane.